CGCAGCAUUCGCUGCGGAGCGCGUGUCCGCCGUAAACAUGGCGGCAGCCAGAGAAAGUGAUUUCGACUUCGGACCCAAAAGCACGGAAGACUCGACGCUGCUGGCGGCGCGGCCGUGCGUGGGCGCCAUGGAAAACGAACCAACGACCAGCCAGGUCGUUCACGUCAAGGUUCCCGCUCGCAUCGACGACAGCGAGGAAGACAGCGACGCGUCGAGUCCGCGCGACCUGUGGGACGCCGUGAAGAUCGACCUCGCUCAGGCGGCCUCCGACUCGGACAACGUCGUGAAGGACUCUAGAAUCAGCCGGGCCCCAUCGGUGGAUAGAGAUAAUGUGCCCGUUGAAAGGACUUUGCCGCAGGUUAACUGCCCGGAGAGAAUUGUUAUCUGUGUCGACCUUUGUUCGGAGAUGGAGGACAUGCCGUUCAUAUUCUCAGACGGGUCGAAGCAGUCCCCCCUGUUCAUGAUCAAGCGGGUGAUCGAGCUGUUUGUACAUAACAAGCACAAAAUCGACAAGAGACACGAGUUUGCCCUCGUCGUCUUCCACGAAGUGCCUCUUUGGAUCAGGAACUUCACGAGUGAGCCGAAGGAAAUCUCCAACUUUCUCGAGGACCUGAACGAAACGAGGCAUUGUGAAAGCUGCGACCUCACUGGUUUGUUUGAUGCAAUAACUGAACAUACUCACAUCCCUGAAGUGGGCCGGGAGGCAGUCUUCCCACCACCUUUCCUGGUUCGAACAAUCCUCAUCUAUGGCCGGUCCAACAGCGUCCCUCAGGUUCACAGUGACCUUCAAAUUCUCAAACAAAUGAUGCAUUCGCUCUACUUCUUCCUCGAUAUCCUCUACGUGCACGAACCCUUGUCUGAGACGAACUGCUGUCAAGAGAUAUUCAACGCCUUCGUCGCCCUCGACGACCACCUGCAGUCCUACAUGUUCGAGGUGUCGCGAAACGCCACAAAGCUGCACAACUGUAUGGCCAAGCUUUUGGCGCACCCGCUGCAGAGGCCGCAACAGCACAUAGCUCACUACAAGCUCAAAGCGGACGAGAGUCCGAGCUGAGGCUCGGGACGCUUCACGCCUCAGCCAUGACCUCUAAACUGCAGCAAAGCGCAAAGCCUGUACAGAGUCGGUACAUGGUGCACAGUGGACGAAGGCUUAGCGAAAAGCCUGCUAGGAAAUGCCUGCCACUGAUGUCGUCCUGAUUGUGGCUUUGCGCUGUCGGGCACUUUCGCCAAUGGAGUGUCACCCACUGAAGGAAGCCGUGAAAAGCAUGCUGUCCAGUUUUAAACUAUACGGAAGGUUCUUUCUUUUAUUUUGAAGCUGUUUUUUUUGUUGCUUCGUGUAGUAGUGAUUUUGCGCUUGACUACUUACUACAUAGAAUGCUUUUUAUGUGAAUAUGUAAUCUACUACUUUUGGUACCACGCUUAAUAGAGUU
This is a messenger RNA of Rhipicephalus microplus (southern cattle tick), 1430 nucleotides long. Its product is annotated as BRISC and BRCA1-A complex member 1. Gene Ontology annotation, biological process: mitotic G2 DNA damage checkpoint signaling; double-strand break repair; positive regulation of DNA repair. The record is from RefSeq and is a predicted model, not a curated record. Lineage: Eukaryota; Metazoa; Arthropoda; Arachnida; Ixodida; Ixodidae. Gene Ontology annotation, cellular component: nuclear body; BRCA1-A complex; BRISC complex.